Rotaria sp. Silwood2 is the source of this 4659-nucleotide messenger RNA. Lineage: Eukaryota; Metazoa; Rotifera; Eurotatoria; Philodinida; Philodinidae. The record is from the annotation of a GenBank genome assembly.
AUGAAAGACAAUCAUAUUGAGCUGAUUCGACUUCGUCUAUUCACUGCAAAUGAACAACAAGCAAAAACUGACCCGUAUAAUUAUGGACAUACAUUGAAUCUUGCACUGAAGUUAGCUCGUCGAAUCAAAGCUCAGGGACUACAAAUUAUGCUUGAUUUUCACUACUCUGACACAUGGGCUGAUCCAGGGCACCAGUCAAAGCCAAAUACAUGGGCAAAUCUUACAUUCGAUCAACUAGUAGCGACACUUCAUGAUUAUACACGCGAAUCUCUACGUGCAUUUGUUGAAGCCAAAUCGAUUCCGGAAUAUGUACAAAUCGGGAAUGAAAUUACGCAUGGAAUGUUAUGGCCCGAUGGACGAUUGAAUAAUGACAGUGAUUGGCCACGCUUGGCAGCACUUUUGCAAGCUGCCAGUCGAGCUGUGCGGGAAGUAGUUGGACAAAAGACAAAAAUUAUCAUACACAGCACUGCAUCCACCAGAUGGGCGCAUGCACAGUGGUAUUUUAAUAAAGUUAUAGCAGAUAUUGAUUUUGACAUAAUUGGCCUUAGCUAUUAUCCAUUUUGGCACGGUAAGCUAGAUGCACUGCAUUUCUGUCUUGAACAACUUUCUCGCCAUUAUGACAAAUCGAUCUUCAUCGUUGAAACAGCUUAUCCCUGGGAUACAGACCCUUCUUCGAAACAAUCCAUGAAGAAUGUCACUGGAUUCGAGGAGAGUCCGGAAGGACAAAUGCUGUACAUUACCUCUAUUGCAGAUAUGUUACGUGACUUACCAGGAAAAAAGAGAGAAUUUGGCCUUGUAUGGUGGGCUGCGGAAUAUGUGACAUUAAAAAGCUUCACGAAUUUAGCCGGCUUUGACAAAAAUAGCUUUUUUAAUUCAAACGGGACUGCAUUACCAAUUCUUCGAACUUUCGGACAACUUAGCAAUCCGGUGACAAUAAAUGACGGGAUAUGGGGGCAUGCAUAUUGUUGGAGCUUUGUUUAUAUUUUAACAUUAACUGGCAUCUUACUCGUAUGUUUGGAAAUGAAGAUGAAAAUAUAUAGAAAGUUCAUUUUUUUAUUGCACGUGUUAGGGUACACCACUUGUCGUUCUCUAACCUUCCUCUCCAUUCUAUCUAUUCUCUUGUAGUGAUCUCCUGAUUGAUUAUUAGUAUAGACUUAUAUUAUAUGUUUUUUUCUGCUUGUGAAGUGAUAAAUUGUGAUUUGUUUUUUUCCUUCAAGUUAUUGUUACUCAUAUAUUGUUUCAAGAAGGUUAUGAAUACAAACUAUUAUAUAUCAUAACAGCAAGCCUUCAACACAAACAUGUGUCAUCAUCCGGCAAUUAUGGCAAUUUUUACAACUUUUCGAGGUAUAUUGAUGUUUUAUGAUUCAUCGAGUUUUUCAUUUGAACUUCUUUGACUAAUCAUAAUUUUAAGAUCCAUUCGAAAGAUGUUAUUAUUGAAUGAAAUUUCAUUCAAAGUCCAAUGUGUGCAUUUUUGGUGAGCAGUGUUUUCUUGAUUUCACGCUUUCAUUCAUUAGAACCAAAUGCUAGUAUAUUUGGUUCAUCAAAGUUGAAACCGUGAUUCAUUUUUUUCGAAUGUUCUAUUAUAGUUGAUGAUUGACGAUUAUUUGAUUUAUAUUUUUCUUUAUGUUCCUUCAUACUUACAUCGAUGUCUAUUACAGCUUGUCCUACAUCUAUUUUCUCAGCCUUUACAUUCAGUCCAAUAAAUAGCACCAUUUUUAAAAAUUUUUUCCUUUCAUUUUUUUGCUUUAAAAUGUCCUAUUGUUUUGUGUUUCUUAAAAAUGAUGCUGGUAUUAAUUUUGGUUGGACGAAUAAUUCUCAUUAAUUUUCUAUUAAACUUAAAAGAUUCAUAUCCUGUAUAACUUAAAAUGAAAUUACUUUUUAUCUUCUUUAUUGUCUGAUGUUGGAUUAAUAUUAUUGUUGUUAUGAUCUUGUUGUUUUGUUUUUCUUUGCAUAUAGCAUUUUUUUAUUUUACGUUCUAUAAUCUGUUUUGGAUACCCAUUACAAUUUAAUACAUUUUUGAUGUGUUGUAUUGCUUUGUUUAAAAUUUCAUCUGAUGAACAAAUACGACAUGCUCGAGUAACUAAUGAAGAUAUUAAAUCUAAUUUCUGAUAUCUAAGUAAGCAACAAUCUCAUUUUAGAUAUAAAUUAAUAUUUGUUUCUUUUCUAUAAAGGGUGUAUCAGAAGUUUUGAUUCUCUUCAAGAAAUACUCCUUUGUUACAUGUUUUUCCGUUAGAAUAAACUAUUAUUCACAGCAUAUAUAUUAGACAUCUAGAUCUACUCUACGCUAGAAUUUCAGCUUUCUAUCUCUUAUAGUCAUAGAGAUACAAAUAACUUAAAAUUCAUGGGAAUUUUUUGAAAUAAUAGAUGAUCCCGAAUAAAUGACCGUGUUUUGGAAUUCAUUUUUUCAUGAUCUAAUGCGUUAUAUUAAAAAAUAGGAUAUACGACAAGAUGCAGCAUGAAAUGCUCUACACCCUACAUAGUUAAGCUUAUUUUAACUGCGUACCUUUUGUUUUCAAAAAAUGUGCGAUCAAUUUUCGAUUCUGCGCAGAGUGGUUGCACAUUUUUUGAAAAUAAAUGGUACACAGUUAAGAUAAGCUUCACUAUGUAGAUUCCAGAGCUUUUCGUGCUGUAUGUUUUGGUAUAUUCUGUUUUUUAAGAAAGCGUAUGGACGAUAAAAAGAUGACAUAAGUAGAAAGGAAUUCGUUCAUGUAGAAAAAAAGUGAUCUUUUAGCAGCAUCAAAAAUCGGUCGCACUGAGUUUUUCUUUUUUUUGAAAACAAUAGGUACAUAAUUAAAAUAAACUUUACUAUGUAGGCUGUAGAGCUUUUCAUGCUGCAUUUUGUGGUAUGUUUUGUUUUUUAAUGUAACGCAUUAGAUGACGAGAAUAUGAAAUCGAAAAAGCGGUCAUUUAUUCUGGACCACCAGUUGUUCCAAAUAAUUCCCAUGAAUUUUAAGUUACUUGUAUCUCUGUGACUAUAAGAGAUAGAAAGCUGAAAUUCUACCGUAGAGUAUAUCUAGCUGUCUUGUAUAUAUGCGGUGAAUAUUAGCCUAUUCUAGCGAAAAAAUAUAUAACUAAGGAUUAUCGCUUGAAGAGAAUCAAAACUUAUGACACACCCUUUAUGUUUGCCGGUAAUGCAGUUUCACCACGUAACAUGUCAUCGCCUCUUGCCGUUCGUUAUCGAGAUUUUCAUGCUAAUAGGAAUAUUCUCAGUUCGAAGUAAAGUUUUCUAAAGAUUUAGGUGAGAUAAUUUGAAAACGAAUUACAAUGAUCUGAAAUUUUGUUUUUUUUCUAGCUUCGAUGACGUUGUUCAAUGUAACUCUUGAUUUGUGGAUGUGUGUGGGCAUGACUGUUAGUGAGGCUGUAGCUUAGAUGCGGGUGUUCUUGCUGUCUGAGCCACGCCUACACCCACACUCACAGCCCAUACACAUCCAAAUCCGACCCACUUCAAAGAGUUUGGUGUUACGUCCCUAUCGUGUUAUGAUAACAUACCAACAAUAAACGAAAUGAUAAUUCCUUGACUUUCAAAAUAGAAACUCUUUAGCAGUAUGUGCUUCACACUUCUUUAAAUGUUACUGUUCAUAUAAAAUAAACUGACAGCAAGAGAGAGUAAAGGACCAAGACGAGUUGAAUUGAUAUCACAGCUGUUCGAAAGAACAAAAGACUGAAUCGGUUACAUAUGGCCAACAUAAAUACACAUUUAUCUGGGUUCAUUGUUAUUGAAUUUCAUAGUUCAAAUUUCUUUCAGAUCGACAUCGUCUAGCGGUGUCGAUUCAUUUAAAUUUCAAUCGAUUAGUUCGUAAACCGAUUGUCAAGUUUUAAUCCAUUCAGCAUCGCAUACGGAUACAUAUUUUUCAUGAAUGCCAAGGCACAACAAUCUAAGCACCUAAUGGUGCACUAUUCUUUUGCUACAGAAUCCUAUGCCUUGAGGUUUCGCUUGAUAGCUCUCAAACUUUUUCGAAGUAUGAAGCUGAACAUUGUUUUCCGACAUGUAUACUUUCAUAAUGAUCUGACGCAGUCUUGAUGUAAAUCAACGUAACUGACAGAAAUUGAGGCUUGGCUAGUCGAAGAGGAACUCGUCUUCAGUAUUCGAAAAGUAUGCACAGGAUAUUUUGCUAUAAGCCAACAGUAAAACAUCUCUUAGAUCUGCCCAUCAUAAUGACAAUGAUGUGACUACUCCAUUGAAUGUCUCUCUUAAUUUGAGUAUGAGUAGGUCUGGGUGAAGCGAAGGGACAGCGCAUCCAUCGAUCUCACAGUCACAUUCGUAUCCCUACCUCCGCCCACAUCCACGUUCAUAUACCUUAGUUAUACCGACAUCAUGAGCCCGAGCCACACAUACACUUCAUUCCACCCAAACCCACAUUCACACCCAUAACUCAAAUUGACACUAUCACCACCACCCACAGCCAACACUACAGUACAUAUUUUCUCUUAGUUCUAAAAUACUAUCUAUAUUAAUAGUUUGAAAUAUAACAGCCAAAGAAAAUUAAAACAAUAACAUUGUCGAUCUGAUUUCUGAAACUUUUCUUGGCGGUUUUGCGAUCAGACCUUACCUGUUUGUUUCAUAGUUGUAAAACGAGAUUGUUAAGAUCCUCAAAUGAAACAACAACUAACUGCAUUGCUUGGAUGAAAUUGUCGUACCCUCGAUUUUCCAGCUAACUU